Molecule: messenger RNA, 1091 nt
Organism: Annulohypoxylon truncatum
Lineage: Eukaryota; Fungi; Ascomycota; Sordariomycetes; Xylariales; Hypoxylaceae
Exons: 3
Coding region: 107-949 (280 amino acids)
Biological process (GO): regulation of DNA-templated transcription
Molecular function (GO): DNA-binding transcription factor activity
Source: RefSeq, a predicted model, not a curated record
UCGACUUCGGGCUUGUCAGACAAACUCUCGUGGUAUAUAGCUUCCAGCUCUAUAUAAACGGGUCUACCCAGACUUAGGAACUCGUUCCUAUAUAUUUCCAACAGCUAUGUACGCCAUGUCACAGCACCAAUACACAUAUCCAGCUGCCUCGGCUCCGAGGCAGUACUCAGCACACGGGACAAGUAGCGCAUUCUCCAGCUCCGCCAACCCUGACGAGGACUGGACCAAGAUCUCGGAUCUCGCUGAACGCCGGAGGAUACAGAACCGAAUUGCUCAGCGCAACUACCGCAAGAAGUUGAAGAGGCGUCUGGAAGACCUCGAGAGGCGCGCAGGAACUUCGGACGACGCGUCCUCCCCCACCGGAAGUGACAAGCAGUCGCCGUCCAACACCCGGACUACCAAGAAGACGAGCUCUUCCAAAUCGCAGAAGUCUUCCUCGGCCCCUCAGAAGCCAGUACAACCCCCUCAGUUUACCCCGCCUAUGAACCACGACGAUGAGAUUCUGUUCGGCCACACAUAUGACGACCGAGAGCGGUCUCACUCGCCCUCGUUUAUGGGAUAUUCGGCGUAUCCCCCACCGGACGAGAUGACGGUCCUAGCUCCCUACAACGCGGCGCAACCGUACCACCACCCGAUAACUACCAGCGAGGGAUACCCUAACUAUAUGGCAUCUGCCGUCCCCUGUACCCUCCCCCCUAUGACGCACUUCAACGACGCCAUCAAGAGGGAAACGUAUCCCCCUGAGGAGUCCAUGUCGUAUGUGAACUACGGCUUCGUGCCUGGGUUGGAUGUCCACGCACAAAAUUCGUACGACCACUCGAACCCUCAUACCCCACCGCUUACACACUCGUACGACCACUCGGCGAACGGCUCUGAGUCCGGCUACGACUACCCAACUACGCCGCUCUCGAUGCCCGGGUCCCCCGGCCUGGGUCAUCAGCAGCGGUAAUAGCAAGCGAAAGAAGAAAGUGGGGACCACGAUAGAGAAGGGGUGAGGGAGAGUCCCGGAUGUGACGGGCAAACGGGCAUUGGCAUCGGGCGGACACAUACGAGGGCAGCAUGGAUUGGAUCACGCGAAUUGGGAACGGGUU